Talpa occidentalis (Iberian mole) is the source of this 1692-nucleotide messenger RNA. RefSeq names its product UTP23 small subunit processome component (gene UTP23). The record is from RefSeq and is a predicted model, not a curated record. Gene Ontology annotation, cellular component: small-subunit processome; nucleolus. Bases 73 to 819 code for a protein of 248 amino acids. The transcript has 3 exons. Lineage: Eukaryota; Metazoa; Chordata; Mammalia; Eulipotyphla; Talpidae. Gene Ontology annotation, molecular function: small ribosomal subunit rRNA binding.
CCGGCGCGGCUGGUACCCGGCCCGCCGUGUGGGGAGUGUUUCCUGACGCUUCGCAGGCCGGGCUAACCAGGCAUGAAGAUCACGAGGCAGAAACACGCCAAGAAGCAUCUCGGCUUCUUCCGCAACAAUUUCGGGGUCCGGGAGCCGUACCAGAUUCUCCUGGAUGGCACCUUCUGUCAGGCGGCGCUGCGGGGCCGCAUCCAGCUGCGCGAGCAGCUGCCUCGCUACCUCAUGGGGCAGACACAGCUGUGCACCACCAGGUGUGUGUUAAAAGAGUUAGAAACAUUGGGGAAAGAAUUAUAUGGGGCAAAACUGAUUGCACAAAAAUGCCAGGUGCGAAACUGUCCCCAUUUCAAGAAUCCAGUCAGUGGAUCAGAAUGUCUGCUUUCCAUGGUUGAAGAAGGAAAUCCUCAUCAUUAUUUUAUGGCAACACAGGAUCAGAAUUUGUCUAUGAAAGUAAAGAAAAAGCCUGGCAUUCCUCUCAUGUUUAUUAUUCAGAACACUAUAGUCUUGGACAAACCUUCUCCUAAGACAAUUGCCUUUGUUAAAGCAGUAGAGUCAGGUCAGCUAGUCUCUGUGCAUGAGAAACAAAAUAUCAAGCAACUCAAAGAGGAGCAGGGGUUGGCAAAAAAUCCUGAACAGAGAAGAAGAAAAAAACACAAGAAAAUAAGUGGUCCCAAUCCUCUCAGCUGUUUGAAGAAAAAGAAGAAAGCUCAGGAUACAAAAUCAUCUGCCUCUGAGAAGAAAAGAAAAAGAAAAAGAAUCCGGAACAGACCUACUGCAGAAAUGUUUUCUGAAAAGCAAAAUGCAGAAGGAUAAUGAAUCCUCUGGAUUCUUUUAAAGACAUUCAAAUGUGAAAAGUAAAUUUCCUUUAAAAACUGUUGACAUAUUUACAAUAAAAGACUGUUUAUUUUUGUAAAUAAAUAUGCCUUUGCCUAAAAUUAUUUGUAUUUUUUAAAAAUGUAGGUGGAUUUAGGUUAUGACAGUGUUCACUUUAUUUUGGAGGUGGUUAUUCAGUGUAAAACUUGUCUCUUUCUGUCUCACCACUGACUCCAUUCCCUAACAUUAUAUGGAAAUAGUUAAAAAAGUCAGUCAAUGCCAAAAGGCUUGUCACAAUAAAGAAGUAUUCCAUUUUCACUUUCAGAGAAAACUUCUUUUAACUCAUCAAGAGAAUAUAGAAUUUCUCUUUCCAAAUAUAUGCUAUCUUUGGAUUCAUCCGACUGUUGAUUUACUUCCUAUUAGGAUGGAAAAUUUUCUUUUUCCCUCCUUUUCUAAUAGAAUUUCAAUCUUUUUACAUCCCAAAUUAAGUAUUUUCAUCAUAAACAUUGUUCACCACUGAAUCAAGUAGCAUGCUAUGAUACUUUACGUCUUAAACUACUUUGUUAUUCUGGAAAUUAAUACUGGCCUCAUUUUCUAUUUGCAUUUACUUGAUAUUGCAACAUUCUGUGGUAAGUCUAAGGGAUCUUUUAAGCUCUCAAAGGAUCUCAUAGGUCAUGUCUUUCCCCUGGAGGUCCUUCUGAACCUCAGACCCCCAAUGUGGGAAGGUUUGUCACUUCUGUUCCCGAGCUGCUGCUUUUACUGUAGUGGAGUGUUGAGCGUGUAGAAAGUACAUUUUUUGAGACUGCGUCUACUGUUAUUUUUUGCAUCUAUCUAUGAAGAUAAAGAAUUUUUUGUUGGUAAUCUUUUUCUCUG